Molecule: messenger RNA, 1189 nt
Organism: Chara braunii
Lineage: Eukaryota; Viridiplantae; Streptophyta; Charophyceae; Charales; Characeae
Source: the annotation of a GenBank genome assembly
UAAGUGGUCCAAUUGCGGCCGAUAUUGGAUGGAAGGGACAAGUGGAAACUAGUACGUACAACAUGCUGGACCGAGCGUGCCUUAUCCUGCAGCUGCAGGGCCGGCCGGGCACCCUGCGCCGCCAGGAGUGUCUCCUUUAUACUAUGGCAGUGGGCAGGUACAUGCGCCUCUAGGUACUCACGUGCAACCAGCCCCAACUCUGGCUCCAUCGGCAACUCCGACUCCUAUGCAGUACCAACCAGUACUCAAUCAGUGGAGCGCACACCCCUGGGGUCCACCCCAACAGCAGCCUACUCCUUGGGCAAGCAACGCACCAUGGAUGGGAAGCGUGCCAUUCCCUCAGGUGCCUACAGUGGUACAACCUAUUCAACAGCCUGCUCAGGCGGUGAUUCAGCCGCAACAGCCUCUUGCUCAAUCGAAUCCACAUGGCCUUUAUGGUGGACAUGGUGGUAGCUCGGCGUCAAGCGGAGGGGGCAAACGACCUGCCGCGAACAAUUUUCCCGGUCCAGGAAAUCGCGCAUACUUCACCAAGGAAUAUAUGGAGAUACUGGAGAGCAUAAAGUCUAACAAAGCAAUUGAUGAAGCCAGGAAGAACCUUGUCGGCCCAAGAACUGGGGAUGUCAAGAGGAGUGGCACGCGGAGCUUUGAGCCUCCCGAUGAAAGCAAUAGAGAUGGUGCGCGUUUCGAAAAGAGCGAGGAUAUGAAAGCGUGGGUUACCUCCACGCUGGGCGAAUCCUUGAAACUCAUCAACGCGAAAUUAGACGAUGUUGACAAGAAGUCCAAGCUGGAUGCCACUGAGCGUGAGGAGUUGGAGCGCCUCCGGCGGGAAGUGCAAGGCGAUAAUAAGGAACAAUCGAGCAAUGAGAAGCGCAAGAGAAGUGGAGUCCGCACUCCGAUGGAGAACCCCCCAUCUGCUGCAAGCGCCAGACCAAGGUCAAAGGGCAGUUCGAAAACCAAGCCAAAACGCAUUGAGUUGUCUGAUGACGAAGGACCUUCAGGCACUAAGCAAAACUUGCAGACCAAGCUCGAAAGCACAAGCAGCGAAUUGUCGAACAUCAAGCGGAUGCUUGCAGCACUUAUGUUCAGCUUGCCUGAUCCGAAGGGAAAGGCAAAAGUCAUCCUGUGAGAAGAGAAGGAACAACUGGAGGAAGAGGUUCCCGAAGAAGUGAACGUAGUACAAAACGCUCAC